GCCUCGCGGGGCUGUGUCACGUGUUUAUACGCUUCGCCUUCCCCUAUUUUUUUAAAAAUUAUUUAUAGCAGAAUCAGAAUCCCCCGAUAGCAAUGCAUGGCUGAUUUCUGUAACCGUAUUAUUUCUAAUACCCACCGAGUUUAUACGUUCUCCUGUUGUAUUUAAGAGGGCUUCACCCCGCAAUCACCGCACCGUGCGGCCCGCGGGCACCGGAGCAAGCAGCCCCCCGGGAUCAGCGCAGGAACCACCCUGAGCUCGGGGUGCACGGAAGCGCAGCGCUAGCUCACGGCGCUGCCACACAGCGGCCUGCCGCUCGCCGGCAGCGCGUUCAGCCGCCAUUACGCAGCGGGGCGCGCGCGGCACUGCGCCUCAGGAGCCGCGGGCACCGCGCGUGGAAACGAGCGCCGCGACGGCCGGCCCGCCGCUCGGCUCCGAGCUGCCCGCUGCCCCGCGUCGGGGAGGCCGAGCCUGCGGCUGAGUGACAGCGGCGGCACUUCCUGCGGCGACGGGGCUGGAGCCUUUGUGUCUGUAUCCGUCCGUGUGUGUGUGCGGGCGAGCGGCGGGCCGGGCAGGAGGGAGCCGCGCGGUCCCGGCGCGGGCAGCGAGAGGAGGAGGAGGAGGCGACGGCUGCGCUGCGGUAGAGGAGCGCCUUCAUCCGUGAGGGCGGCAGGAGGAGCCGCCGCCGAUCAGCAGCCCAGGUCUGUUUAGUGUUUACAAGCCUGAAGAUGGCUGCUGCUUCUUCCUGCAGUGUGGAAGAAGACGAGAGCCUGAAGGGAUGUGAGCUGUACGUUCAGAAGCACAACAUCCAACAGAUUUUAAAGGAGUGCAUUGUAAAUCUCUGCAUAGCAAAACCAGACCGACCCAUGAAGUUCCUCAGAGAACACUUUGAAAAAUUAGAAAAGGAAGAAUGCAAACAAAUACUGGCUCGGCAGAAGUCCAGUUCCCAGUCUGAUUCUCAUGACGAUGAGAUUUCUCCUCCUCCUCCCAACCCAGUAGUAAAAGCCCGACGCAGGAGAGGAGGGGUCAGUGCGGAGGUGUACACAGAAGAAGAUGCUGUUUCUUAUGUUAGAAAGGUUAUACCAAAGGACUAUAAAACUAUGACUGCUCUGGCAAAGGCCAUCUCCAAGAACGUGCUCUUCGCUCAUCUCGAUGACAAUGAACGAAGUGACAUAUUUGAUGCCAUGUUUCCUGUUACGCACAUCGCAGGAGAAACUGUCAUACAGCAAGGUGAUGAAGGAGACAACUUCUAUGUGAUUGACCAAGGCGAGGUGGAUGUUUAUGUCAAUGGAGAGUGGGUCACCAGCAUCGGAGAAGGAGGCAGCUUUGGGGAGCUGGCACUGAUCUACGGAACACCCAGGGCUGCCACGGUCAAGGCCAAGACAGAUCUCAAGCUCUGGGGCAUCGACAGAGACAGCUACAGGCGCAUUUUAAUGGGCAGCACGCUGAGGAAGCGGAAGAUGUAUGAAGAAUUCCUGAGCAAGGUCUCCAUUUUGGAGUCCCUGGAUAAAUGGGAGCGGCUGACAGUGGCUGAUGCGCUGGAACCUGUCCAGUUUGAAGACGGAGAAAAAAUUGUUGUGCAGGGAGAGCCCGGUGAUGACUUUUUCAUUAUUACUGAGGGCACAGCCUCCGUUCUCCAGCGCAGAUCUGAUAACGAGGAGUACGUCGAGGUUGGAAGGCUUGGUCCAUCAGAUUAUUUUGGUGAGAUUGCCCUGUUGCUCAACCGGCCCCGGGCUGCGACGGUGGUGGCACGCGGACCCCUGAAGUGCGUGAAGCUCGACCGGCCCCGCUUCGAGCGAGUGCUCGGGCCCUGCUCCGAGAUCCUCAAGAGAAACAUUCAGAGAUACAACAGCUUCAUUUCUCUCACUGUCUAAAUGAUUCCUUUUGGAAAGCUGCCUUUGUGUGACCUCGUGCACUUACAUUUGCUCUGUGCAGCUCCAUGGCUUUAUCAAGAAAAAAUAAAAGGUGUGCAUUUCAUGUGUAUUUUUUUCUGUUAUGUCACGCACUGGAUGUCAGUUCAAAUCUUAUGUAUCAUUUAAGAAAGAAGGCAACUGAUUGCAUAAGACUGGCUUUGGGAAAGUGCUCAGGGAAGAGCAGGCUUUUGGCUUGCAGGCAAGAUUUAUACCUGUUGUUGGAUCGUGCAGAUAAAACUGUGUUUUUAACUAUUUAAACUACAGAUGGAUGUCUCUUUCCCUCAUUAUCUUACACCUAUUCUUAAAGUCAGUCUUACUCACCUUUCGUCAAGCUUCUUUGAUAAAGUGAUGUCCCUCUGCCUGUCACUUCUGUCAGACUUCUCACUGGUUAGGGACUGGAGGUUGCCGAAAUCCACGUGGUCAGUGGCAGUUUUGCAAUUGAAGAGGGAAGGUUAGAGAAAGGUUUUGAUCAUUCCAGUAAGCCGAGGAAAAGUAGAACUUUUGAGUCACUUUGUGGUUUAGAAACAGGGGCCAUACUCCUCUGUGUUACCAGCCCUUUCGGGUCUGCUUUGUAGCUCCGAGGAGAUGCUAAGGCAAACAGUCUGCUCCGGCCCUCGGGGUGAGGAGACCAAGGGGCAGCAUUUUGUCAGAUGCCGGAUGGAGCCGUUAGGAGCCAAGUUACCUGACCUCGCCCUUUCUUAUGUGAGGGUUCGCAUCAGAUUCCUUAAAAGUCACUGGGAGCUUCUUCACUGAACCAAGUGUGCUUGGAAACGUAUUUAUCUGCACCAGUGUCCUCAGCCGCUUCUCUGAAUAGGAUAUGGAAUGCUCAAGAGAUGGUGGCAGGUGUAAAGCAGCAGUUCGAUAGGACUCUUUUACAUAAAGUCCAGUUAUUUCAAUUCAAAUGCCUUUUUGUAGUGUGCGACCGGCCAAACACGUGCUCCAAGAUGCUGCCUCCUGCAGAAGACGUGCAUGGCAGAACAAAAGGCAGCAGGAGCUGCAGCAAGCUCCAUGUGCCCACAGCCUUGCUGGCAGCUCUUGCAGCCCUAUGCAGAUGUGGGUCUCGAGCAGAACUUCUGCAGACCCAGCCCUUGCUGCGCUGUGCAGCCCUCCAGGUUGGGAUCAUCCAAAUUAUUCUUUGGGGAAGCUUUUCCUUUGAAGGAGAAGUUUUCCGUGCUAACUGCCGCAAAUCUCUGCAUCUCCGCUACCCUAAAUAGCACUGCCCACCUUUCAGUUGCAGCAAAACUGUAUUUCUUCUUUACGAUAGCAUUACUCUGAGCAAAUAGGAACUUUCCAUACCUUUUACAUGCCAAAGGUUGUAUGAUGAAACGAGGCAGCAACCUUCCUUCUGAAACUACAGGUGUUAGUUAAGAACUUGUCUAAAAUUACCCACGCUGACGUGUAAUUUGCUCUCUUUUUCGGAGUUAACAAAGCGAACCUGGCGCUUCCCAGCACCAGGCUCUCGGGCCAGUGUCCCAGUGCUGCCCACUGCGGUGGGAAGGAGCUCCCGGCCUGCAGUCAGAGUCCUCUCAUCACUUCAAGGUGCUUAAUUUAUUUCAGCGCAUUUCCGGCGGUCCUGCCAGUGCAUCUGAGUUGCUACUAUUUAUUCUGAUUGCGUUGUGCUUCUUGCACGUGUUAUUUAUUAAACACGACCGUUCACGUUUCUCAGCCUUGCGGUUCUAUGCCAUACAUUUAUAUGGGCAGACGCCCAUUAGAUAGGUCAAUAAAUGUGUAUGCGUUUGCAAAACCUUCUAAUUUCCUUCACUGUUUUUGUAUUCUCUUGUGCUGCUUCUAAGACAUAUUUUUAAAGGUUACCGGUCACGCGUGUAUGUUACUUAACCUAUUGCAUUUCUGUUGUAUUCGUAAAAAAAUUGUGAUGAUGUUUUGCAUAACAUGCAAGAUACAUUCAUUGUUACUCACCAAGUUGUUACCUUCACUGCUUAGAAGUUACUUGAGCACACACACAGAACGGAUUCUUUGCUUUAAACCUUCACAGAUCAUGAAAAAUACGUUUGAGUGAUGAUAAAAGCAAAUUCAAGAGAAGUGUGAUCGUUCAGCACCAGGCUUCCUAUGCUUUAAGUGGAACAAAAUGAUCUUCUAUGACAUUUUAAAGAUAAUUGUAAUAUUUGCAGUGGAUGAUGGGAUAGAAUUACAGUAUGAAUAAAAUUCUUCUACGUUA
Messenger RNA from Numida meleagris (helmeted guineafowl), 4086 nucleotides. It is a transcript of the gene PRKAR1B, whose product is annotated as protein kinase cAMP-dependent type I regulatory subunit beta. The record is from RefSeq and is a predicted model, not a curated record. Gene Ontology annotation, cellular component: cAMP-dependent protein kinase complex. Gene Ontology annotation, molecular function: cAMP-dependent protein kinase regulator activity. NCBI's taxonomy places the organism in Eukaryota, Metazoa, Chordata, Aves, Galliformes, Numididae. The transcript has 11 exons. Bases 726 to 1871 code for a protein of 381 amino acids. Gene Ontology annotation, biological process: regulation of protein phosphorylation.